Messenger RNA from Aphanomyces invadans, 13842 nucleotides. RefSeq lists its product as hypothetical. Gene Ontology annotation, molecular function: ATP binding; minus-end-directed microtubule motor activity; dynein light intermediate chain binding. The record is from RefSeq and is a predicted model, not a curated record. Lineage: Eukaryota; Oomycota; Saprolegniomycetes; Saprolegniales; Verrucalvaceae. The coding region runs from base 1 to 13842 and encodes 4613 amino acids. Gene Ontology annotation, biological process: microtubule-based movement. The transcript has a single exon. Gene Ontology annotation, cellular component: dynein complex.
AUGGAGAACGAACCCAAGGUGGAGCCCGUGGAGAGGGAGAUGGACGUGUCUUCCCUUGCGCAGUUGGUCCUGGACAUCAGCUGCGCCUUCCUGCAGAUUGGAAAGUCCACGAGGUUAACCAGUGACGAUGGCGACUUUUUCGCGGUGGAAGCCGAGGCCUUGGGGCUUGAAGUGGACGUUCUGCGGCAAUUUAUCCAAGAGUCGCACUUGCGUGUGCUGCGAGUGCUUCGGCGCGAUAGCGGAGACGGAGUGAAGCUGUCCCUAGAAAGUGGGGAGAAGGACAAGCCCAAAGCGAAGCGGCAGAAAGUCCCGACCUUUUGCCUCAUCAAAACGUUGAAAACACGCGAAAAACUCACGCAAGGGACGCCGUUGAAUUCCCAACUCCAAUUGGUGACGUUGGGCACGGAAGACAUUGGGACCUUGGUGACCUUCGUUCAGCAUUCGUUUGCCCCUCUCUUGCAAGCUCAAGAAGGCAAUGAAGACGACCAUGGGAGCGGCUUUUCCAGUCAAAACAAGCGCAUGCCACUCAUCCGAAAACGAUUGAAGGAGUUGGAAGUGGCAAUGGUGCAGUUCCAGAACAAUAUUGAGAUUCCCGACGUGGACUUGAAGAUUCACCCCGACAUCCAAGCAGCCGCCGACGCGUGGCGUGGCUCCAAACAAACGGGAAGCAUUGACGUGGACGCGUUGGGGUUUACGGACCGGCUGAACGACACAGCCUUUCUCAACGACAUCCAAGCGGGAGUGAACGGUUGGAUUAAGGAGAUUCAAAAGGUCACAACGUUGGUGCACGAGCCGGUGGGGGCGUCGUCAACCCAGGAAGUAAACUUUUGGUGCGAUUUGCACCGCGCUCUUCUGGCCACCCAAGCUAAGUUGACGUCGGCAGAAGUUGAGAUCACUUUGGCGAUCCUCAAGCAAGCCAAGCGAUACCUAGUUACGGUAACGUUUGCGGCCGACCACGGCCUCGGUGGUGCCUUGAAAACUGUUACAAGCGUCAUGAACUUGAUGAAGGACUUCAGUCUGAAUGCGAUUCUGUCCGCGACAGACAUCACCCAGACCACUCAAGGGAUCAACGCUGUCUACUUACAGCUGAAAAAAGUGCGUCUCGCCGAUGAGUACAAAUUGAGCCGCGUGUUGUCACUUGUGGAGCUCAUCUCGACCGACGUCAGCGUCCAAGUGACGACGGUGCUGCGAUCGACAAAUCUGUUUCAAAUCGCCUACGACCAAUUCGAUGUGAUUGCAAAGCAGUGCCAAGAGCUCUUCCUGACGUGGCACCGCCAACACCACGCGUUCCAUGAACUCGUUAAGGAUUUGAGCAAACGUCGAGGCACCGCCGCAUCAGACAAGGUUAGUUCGUUGGCCGAGAUGCAGCUCGACCACUUGGCGAUCGAGGAGCGCAUGAAGGAACUGCAUGAAUUUCGAGAGCAGCAUGAACGCUUGCGCGUCGUGAUUCAGCGCGUGCUGUCCAAAACCGACGACGCGUCCGCGACUUCCUCCGAAGACAUGCUGGCCGAGAUCCACAAUGCCUACAUGCAAUGUACAUCGCUGGAUGUGUUUGACGUGUCGGUGGACGGGUCCGACGCUUGGAAGCAAGCGCGAAAAACGUACGAUCUGUGUAUCGACCGCGUGGAAGGCAGCAUCAUCCACAGCCUCACGACGCGACUGAACAACACGUCGACAGCCGACGACAUGUUUCGCGUGUUUUCAAAGUACAACCCGUUGUUCUUUCGCCCUCGCAUUCGCACCGCGGUGCAGCAGUUUCAAAUGCGCUUGAUUGAAAAUGUCAAGGAGGACGUGACCGAGCUCCAAGCCAAGUUUCGCGCACACUACAACUACUCGGAAGCGUCGCGCAUGAGCAAGCUUCGUGACAUUCCGCCGAUCGCUGGGGCCGUCAUGUGGAGCAAGCAAAUUGAGCGCAAGUUGCACAUGCUGUUGUCACGCGUGGAAAGUGUGCUGGGCAAAGGUUGGGAGCAACACGUCGAAGGCAAAGCACUCAAGCAAGUGUCGGACGCGUUCUUGAGCAAGCUUGAUGCCCAGUUGAUUUUUGACCACUGGGUCAACGAACUCGUAUCGGUGCCAACGUUUGACGUGCGCAACAUUAUUCUGAACAUUGUGUCCAAGAAGCAGUCCCACCAGCUUGGUCCUGGCGCGAUCGCGAACGAAGACGGUCUCGAGCGAGAACUGAACGUCGCGUUCAACCACCAGAUUGUGACGCUGUUCAAGGAAGUACGCAACCUCGAGUGGCUCGGGUAUCGAGUGCCAUUUACGUUGAAAAUGAUUGCUGAAGAUGCCAAGGAAAAGUAUCCCCACGCCAUGUCUCUGGACGCAAGUCUGAAAACGUAUGCGAGCGUGUGCAAGCGUAUCAAACCUUCGUUUGAGACACUGAGUGCAUCAUUUGUCCGAGAAGUCCGCACGACUAUCGCCAAAACCUUCACAAAGGACAACGAAAUCCGGUGGCAUGCUGACCACUUGGGCGAAUACGCCCUUGAUUUGGCAACCAAAGUGGAGACGCUCAGCGACAAAGUGGAUGAGUUGUGGCGCAAGCAGCACGAGAUUGAACAAUACGUCGAAUCGAUGCGUCAGCCAAACACUCCCGACAACAUCAUUGACGUGCCGACGCUUCAAGCGGCGCUGGAAGGUAUUCAAAAGAACGUGGACGAGCUCAACUUAGCGGGAUAUUCGAACUUGCACAUCUUUGUGAAGCAGUUGAAUAACACGAUCGCCCAAGUUCUGGCGGAUCGAUUGGAGCGCGGGUUGCGUCAGUGGGUCCACAUGUUUACGUGUGAAGGAGACAACGACAUCAAAUUGCCCUCAUACGGAAGCGUAACGACGGUCCAUCAAGUACUGCUGAAGAACCAGCUCCUCGUCCUGGAACCGUCGGUGGACCAAGCGCGAUCACAGUGGCUUGGCGAGUUGGAGCGUAUGGUGGCCUCCGUGUGCAACCUGGACAAAAUCAAUAGCGCCACUUAUGAUGCAUUCAAGCCUGCGUCGACCUCGACCUUGGCUCCAUCGCCAGUGCGCCGGCGCCAAAGACGAAAGGAAAAUUGUUUCCAAGACGUUAUGACGUUGCUGCCUUCAGGUCUAUUGGUCCAAGCUUACGACACGUUGCUCCACAACUUGUAUGCGAUGGAUCAGUACGUGCUCACAUGGCUACAAUACCAAGCGCUCUGGGACAUGGAUUCCCAGCGAGUGAUUGCCAAGGUUGGCAAUGAUAUUGGCCAGUGGCAACAACUCUUGGUUGAAAUUAAGGAAGAGCGCACCAAAUUCGACACCGUGUCCCACACAAAGCGUUUUGGUCCAAUUGUUGUCAACUUCCAGCAAGUCCAGGCCCAAGUCAACGUCAAGUACGACGUGUGGCACACAGAAUUCUUGACAUACUUUGGUGACAUGCUGAGCAAUCAAAUCUGCGCUUUUUACACCGAGGUGUCGACGAAACGUACGCAGUUGGAGCAGCAUACCCUGGAGGCCGCCACGUCUCAAGUGGUUGCCACGGUCACGAUGGUCCAAGAAUUGCGAGCCAAGGUUGAGAUGUGGCAGGCCCAAAUGGAAUCGUUCGGAAGUGGCGAGAAGAUCUUGAAACGCCAGCGAUUCAAGUUCCCGUCAACGUGGCCCGAGCUGGCCAACGUCGAAGGAGAAUGGGAAGCUUUCCAGCAACUUCUCAAGCGAAAGACAGAUGCGAUGGAGAGCCAGUUGCCGCAAUUGCAGGCCAAGAUCAUGGACGAACAUCACAGCUUGGUUGUGAAAAUUCAGUCGACAAUAUCAGACUGGGACGCAUCCAAACCAUUGCAAGGCGGUGUCGUGACUCCAAAAGUUGCGUUGGAACGCAUUGUGUUGUUCGACUCUCGGCUGACGUUGUUGGCCCAAGAAAGCAAGAAAAUGGAUGCAGCUCGUAAAGCAUUGAACUUGGUUGGUCGAAGCGGGGACUCCAGCGACUUUGACUCGUUGGAGCGCACGAUGGACGAGCUAGGUGGACUACGAGAGGUGUGGGAGCAACUAGCAACAGUGUGGACGCGUCUCGAUGAGUUGAAGGACACUCUCUGGAGUGCUAUCCAGCCCCGCAAAUUGCGCAAGCAACUCGACGAUUUAAUCGACACGUUGAAAAGGUUUCCGGCUCGCAUGCAGCAGUACGAAGCGUUCGACUACUUCACCAACACGAUUCAGUCGUACAAGACCAUCAACGGCCUGCUAUCUGACUUGAAAUCCGACUCGAUCCGCGAACGUCAUUGGAAACAAAUUCUGCGGUUGCUCCACGUGACGUCGUCGUUUACCGAGUUGAGUCUGCGCCACUUGUGGGACGGCAAGCUAACGCUUCACGACACGUCGCUGAAAGAGAUCAUUCGUACUGCCCAAGGUGAAAUGGCUUUGGACGAAUUCUUGCGUCAAGUGUCGGAACACUGGACGACCUUCUCACUCGACUUGGUGAAUUACCAGAAUCGAUGCCGCAUCAUUAAGGGGUGGGACGAUAUGUUUGCAAAGCUCGACGAACACUUGAACAGCUUGCAAAGCAUGAAACAAAGUCCUUAUUACCGCGUGUUUGCUGAACAAGCUGAGAGCUGGGAAGACCGUCUGACAAAGGUGCAGUCGAUUUUUGAUUUCUGGAUCGACGUCCAGCGGCGCUGGGUGUAUCUGGAGGGUAUUUUCUUUGGGUCUGCAGACAUCAAGCAACAACUGCCCAAGGAAUACACGAGAUUUCAGAGCGUCGACAACGAGUUCGUGUCCACGAUGAAGCGCGUGAGCCACAAACCGCUCAUUUUGGAAGUGAGCAGCAUUCCCAAUCUGUAUCAAUCCCUAGAGAGACAACAAGACAUGAUGGGCAGCAUUCAACGAGCUUUGGGCGACUACUUGGAGCGCCAACGCGCCGCGUUCCCUCGUUUUUACUUUGUCGGGGACGAAGAUUUGCUUGAAAUGAUUGGGAACAGCAAAGAACCCAAGCAGAUUCAACGCCAUUUGAACAAAAUGUUUGCUGGUAUCGCCGCGUUCGAAAUGGUCGACAACAACGUCAUCACAGGCCUCGUAUCCAAGGAGGGCGAAGUUGUGCGUCUGCAAACGCCAAUAAAUCCUAAAGACGAUGCGCGCAUUAACGUGUGGCUGGCUCAAGUCGAGACUGAAAUGCGGAUGACCCUGGCGUUAUUGUUGGAAGAUGCCAUGGCCAAGAUCGACCGCGUGAACUAUCUUGAUUGGAUUCGACAGUACCCAGCGCAGAUUGUCCUAUUGGCAACCCAAGUCCAAUGGACGACCAAGAUGGAACAAGUCCUGAAGGCCAGGUCCAACGACUUUUCCAGCGUCGCGGCACACGUUGAACAAGUCCUGCAAAUUCUCAGUGAAAAGGUCCUGUUUGAUUUGCCCCAAGAUACGCGCAAGAAGUACGAGCAGCUCAUCACGGAACUGGUCCACCAGCGCGAUGUCAGUCGUCGUCUGAACAAUGUGAAACUCAAUGGCCCGGAUGACUUUCAGUGGCUGUACCACAUGCGCCACUACAUGUUUCCCGCCGAAGUGGAUCCGCUCAAGAAGCUGCGUAUUUGCGUCGCGAAUGCACAGUUCUCGUACGGGUUUGAGUACUUGGGCGUCGGUGAACGGCUCGUUCACACGCCGUUGACGGAACGAUGCUACUUGACGUUGACCCAAGCGUUGGACUUUGGCAUGGGCGGGAACCCGUUUGGCCCGGCUGGUACGGGCAAAACUGAAAGUGUCAAAGCGUUGGGGAUGCAGCUGGGGCGGUUUGUCCUCGUGUUUAACUGCGACGAGAAUUUUGACUUCCAAGCGAUGGGUCGUAUCUUUGUGGGGCUGUGUCAAGUGGGUGCAUGGGGCUGCUUCGACGAGUUCAAUCGACUUGAAGAGCGUGUGCUGUCCGCCGUGUCGCAACAGAUUUUGACCAUCCAAGCUGGCCUAUCCCUAAAAAAGAAACAGGAACAAACCAGCAAUACCCUGAUUGAGCUCCUGGGAAAAUCUGUGCUACUCCACCCUGACGUCGGGAUCUUCGUCACGAUGAAUCCGGGAUACGCCGGCCGAUCCAACCUCCCGGACAACUUGAAACAACUCUUCCGAAGCAUUGCUAUGGUUGCCCCCGACCGCGAACUCAUCGCACAAGUGAUGCUAUUUUCCCAAGGCAUCACAACUGCUGAAUUCAUGGCAACAAAGGUUGUCUUGCUCUUCAACUUGUGCGAAGACCAGCUUUCAAAGCAACCGCAUUAUGACUUUGGCCUCCGCGCGCUCAAAAGUGUCCUUGUGAGUGCUGGCCACGUCAAGCGUUCGUUAACUACGUCGGAUACGACGUCUACGAAUGUCGCAAGCAUUGAAGCUGAAGCUCUGAUUCGAUCCAUCUGCGACACGAUCGUUCCCAAGUUGGUCGCGUCGGACGUGCCCAUAUUUGAAACCUUGCUGCAAGGUGUGUUCCCUGGCACAGAUUUGCACCAAGUGAAUGAACCCAAGUUGCGCGAAAAGAUUGUCCAGUUGGCCACGUCUCGCCAAUUCAUUCCCCAUGACAAGUGGGUUGAGAAGGCGCUCCAGUUGUAUCAAGUCAUGCAACUGCGCCACGGUGUCAUGCUCGUGGGGCCAAGUGGCAUGGGUAAAACGAGCGCGUGGACUGUUCUCCUGGACGCGCUCGAGCAAAUUGAUGGCAAGAAGGGCGAAGCUUAUGUCAUCGACCCCAAAGCGUUGUCCAAGGAACAAUUGUAUGGGACACUCGACAACACGACGUUGGAAUGGAGCGACGGGAUCUUUACCCAUUUGCUCCGCCAGGUGCUCAACAACGUUCGUGGGGAGAGUGAGAAGCGCCAUUGGAUUGUGUUUGACGGUGAUGUUGACCCUGAAUGGGCCGAGAACUUGAACUCUGUACUCGACGACAAUCGACUGUUGACCCUUCCGUCGGGCGAGCGCCUCGAGAUUCCGUCGAAUGUAUGGAUCAUGAUGGAGACGGAAACGUUGAAGUAUGCGACUCUGGCCACAGUUAGUCGAUGCGGCAUGGUGUGGUUUGCUCGCGACACUUUGGACACUGUUCACGUGAUGCAGCAUUUCCUUAAGAAGUUGGCGCAAGACAGCUCGCAGCGGUCGUUUUACUCGAUGCAGGACGAAGAGUGGGCGACUUUUCAGGUGGCACAAGUCAAGUACAUCGAGUUGUUGGAGCAAUUGUUCUCGUCGUCGCUGCUCGUCACGAACUGCUUGGAUUUUGCCAUGCAACUGCCUCAUAUCAUGGAAGUGGACCGCUUGCGUUUGCUCAUGUCGAUGUUUUCGUUGUUGUCCAAGGGGUUGGUCCACAUUGCUGAGUACAACGAACUUCACAUCGACUUUCCCAUGUCCGCGGAUCACCUUGAGUCGUUCUCGCCGAAGUGGCUCGUGUUUUCAAUUCUGUGGGGGUUAGGCGGGUCUCUUGAUAACCCCAGUCGUGUGAAGCUGGCCGAGUACCUCACUAGUGUCAACACGAUGAUCCCGUUGCCGUCGCUCACGUCCGAGGCAUCAAGUCUGUUGGACUUUGAGGUUCAAGUCAAGGACGGUGAAUGGAAGCCAUGGAGUUAUUCGGUGCCAACGUUGGAGCUGGAAAGCCAUCGUGUCUUGGCCACCGAUGUGGUCGUGACAACGGUCGACACAAUUCGACACGUUGAAGUUUUGCGUGGUUGGCUGCAUCAACAUCGUCCGCUCAUUCUGUGCGGUCCGCCUGGCAGUGGCAAGACGAUGACGUUGACCUCCACGCUCAACUCACUUCCGGAAUUUGAGCUCGCGAGCUUGAAUUUUUCGUCGGGUACCAACCCCGAGUUGAUCUUGAAGACGUUUAGUCAGUACUGCGUGUACAAAAAGACCCCUCAAGGCACAGUCUUGACUCCACAUGCCCCGGGAAAGUGGCUCGUCGUGUUCUGCGAUGAAAUCAACUUGCCCCAAGCUGACAAGUACGGGACCCAGCGUGUCGUGACCUUCCUCCGCCAACUCGUCGAACAAGGUGGGUUCUGGAAGGACAAGGUAUGGGUCCACCUGGAACGCAUCCAGUUUGUCGGAGCGUGUAACCCGCCGACGGACCCCGGCCGUGUACCGCUAUCUUCGCGCUUCCUUCGCCACGCCCCCGUUUUGUUCGUGGACUUUCCAGCCUACAGCUCUCUCAAGCAAAUCUACGGCACAUUCAACCGGGCACUGCUCAAGUUGACACCCUCGUUGAAGGCAUUCCACCAACCUUUGACAGACUCGAUGGUUGAAAUCUACAUGAAGAACCAGACGAAGUUUACGGCUGAGUCGCAGCCCCAUUACAUUUACAGCCCACGCGAACUCUCUCGAUGGAUGCGUGCCAUGUAUGAAGCCAUUGAGCCGCUUGAGUUUGAAAUUGACGUUGAGACGCUGAUCAAGCUGCUUUUCCACGAAUCUCUUCGACUGUUUAUGGAUCGCUUGGUGAUCCCAGAGGAGCAGGCGUGGUGCUUUCACACCUCCAAGGAUGUCCUGCGACAGCAUUUCCCUCCCACUGCAGCGGUGGCAGCGUUGGAAUCAUCGUCGCAGCCGAUUUUGUUCAGCACAUGGUUGAGUAAGUACUAUGUCCAAGCCACGACAGACGACCUGCGAAAGCAUAUCGAAGCACGCCUUCGCGUGUUUUAUGAAGAGGAGCUCAACGUGCCUCUCGUCGUGUUCGAUUCGGUGAUCGACCACGUGUUGCGCAUCGACCGUGUCCUGCGCCAACCACUCGGACACUUGUUGUUGGUAGGUGAGAGCGGUGCCGGUAAGACUGUUCUCUCGCGCUUUGUGAGCUGGAUGAACGGCAUGUCUGUGUUCCAAAUCAAACUCACGACCAACUACAACCUGAACAACUUCGACGACGACCUUCGUGUGGUGUUGAAGCGAUGUGGUUGUGACGGCGAAAAGAUAUGUUUUAUUUUUGACGAAUCCAACGUGCUCGACGCUGCGUUCUUGGAGCGCAUGAACGCCCUGUUGGCGUCUGGGGAGGUUCCUGGUCUUUUUGAAGAUGAAGAACACGUGUCACUCAUGCACGCGUGUCGCGAAGCGAUUCGUCGCGACAACGUCACUUCGAUCGAAAACACGGAGGACGAACUAUUCAAGUACUUUACUCGCCAAGUACAGCGCAACCUCCACGUUGUGUUUACGAUGAACCCUGCCAGUGGUGACUUUCAGAGCCGAUCCAAGACGUCUCCGGCUUUGUUCAAUCGAUGCGUCGUCGACUGGUUUGGCACCUGGUCCGACCACGCCCUCGGUCAAGUCGCCCAUGAGUUCACCAUGUCGCUAGACUUGGGGCAUCAGGAACAAACGUACCAACUGCCUCUAGCUGCCAAACCCAUCGUGGAAUCGCUCAAGCUGGGAGCCCACACAUUCCACGACGCCAUUGUCGCGAGUGUUGUCCAGUUCCACCACGCUGUGCUGCAAACUAUGCAACGCCUCGCCAAGCGCCAUGCCAAGUACAACCACAUUUCUCCCCGUGAUUAUUUGGAGUUUAUUCGGCAUUUCGUCGGCCUAUACGGCAAGAAGCGCAGCCAGUUGGAAGACCAGCAACUGCACUUGAACGUUGGUGUUGACAAGUUGGUCGCCACGCACAACCAAGUCGCGGAGCUCCAACUCGAGUUGAGUGCCAAGGAGCGCGAACUCCACAAGAAAGAUGUCGAAGCAAAUGAAAAGCUUCAACUCAUGGUCGUCGAGCAAAAUGAAGCGCAGCUCAAAAAAAAGGACACGGAAGUCCUCGCGGCAGAUUUGGCCAAACAAGAUGAAGAAAUCAGCAAGCGCAAGCUUGUCGUGGAGCACGACUUGUCCCAGGCCGAACCGGCGUUGUUGGAGGCGCAAUCGAGCGUGAAUUCGAUUCGAAAAGCCCAGCUGGAUGAAAUCCGAGCGCUGGCCCGCCCGCCAAAUGCCGUACGAUUGACGCUUGAAGCGGUCGCGAUUAUGCUUGGAGAAGCGAGUUUGGACUGGGCCGAUUUGCGCAAAUUUAUCCGUAAAGACGACUUUAUUGCGUCGGUCGUGCACUUCGACUCUGAAAAGUUGACGGCCAAGCAGCGUUCGACCAUUCAAAAGGACUACAUGAGCAAGACAGACGAGUUUGACUAUGAAAAGGUCAACCGAGCGUCCAAGGCUUGUGGCCCGCUUUUCAAGUGGGUCGUGUCCCAGCUGAACUACACGGAGAUUUUGCACAAGAUUCAACCCCUGCGCAAUGAAGUGCGAACACUGGAAGAACAGAGUGCCGGAUUGCGCCAAGAGUUCACAACCGCGUCCGAGACGAUUCAGUUGCUAGAGCAACGCAUUCAAAACUACAAGCAAGAGUACGCAGCGCUCAUCAGUGAAGCCCAAUUGAUCAGUUCCGACAUGGCCAUGGUCAAGAAGAAGGUGGAACGAUCCGUAUCGUUGCUCCAAAACUUACUUGUCGAACGCGAACGGUGGGAAAAAGGGUCCAAGGAAUUCGAAACCCAAAUGGAAACUCUGGUCGGCGACACCUUGCUUAGUGCCGGAUUUCUCACGUAUUUGGGGUUCCUCGACCAUCAACAACGCAAAUUGCUCGUGGAAGACUGGCGCGAUGUGUUGCACACGAUGCAAAUCCCCAGCACACCUGGCCUGAGCUUUAUCGAGUACUUGUCACAACCAUCGCAGCGCCUCGAAUGGAGUGCAAGCGACCUCCCAUCCGACUCGUUGUGCGUCGAAAACGCGAUCAUACUGGCGCGUUUCCACCGUUUCCCGUUGAUAGUGGACCCGUCCGGCCAAGCGGCGCGAUUCAUGCUCAACUAUUUCAACUCAAAAGCGUCGUCGUCAGCGUCCAAGAUCACACAGACGUCGUUCUUGGACGCGUCCUUCAUGAAAAUAUUGGCCAGCGCCAUUCGCUUUGGCACUGCGUUGUUGGUGCACGACGUGGAGAGCAUCGAUCCGAUUCUGAACCCUGUAUUGAAUCGAGAACUAUAUAAGACGGGUGGACGCGUUCUCAUCCGUCUCGCGGGAGAAGAAAUCGACUACUCGCCCGACUUUCGUCUCUUCCUCCUCACGCGCGACCCGUCCUGCCGCUUCUCGCCCGACAUUUGCUCCCGCGUAACGUUCGUCAACUUUACUGUGACACCAAGUUCAUUAGAAAGUCAAAGUUUGGCGCUCUUGCUCAAGAGCGAGGAGCCCGAAAUCGACGCCAAGCGCUCUUCCUUGCUCAAGCUCCAAGGCGAGUACUAUGCGAAACUUCGUGAAUUGGAAGACGCCUUGCUGCAACAUAUCAACAGUGUCCAAGGAAACAUUCUGGACGACGACCGUGUCAUUCUCGCGCUCGAAAGCAUGAAAGCUGAGAGCGCUGAUAUUACGAAGCACGUCCAAGACACCCAAGUGAUCAUGGAGAACAUGGAGCAAGCCACGGCUCGUUUUCAGCCGCUCGCGAAGGCCUGCACGCAACUCUUCUUCACGUUGGAAAACCUUGGCCAAAUCCACUUUUUGUACCAGUUUUCACUCACGUUUUUCCUUCAAGUAUUGACCAAGGUACUAGCGAGUCGAGAAGUUGCUUCUGCUGCUCAAAAGCACUCGCGACUCGAGUUCAUCGGACAGCAACUCUUCCGCCAUGUUGCCCGCCGCGUAUCCAAGGGAAUGCUGCAAGAAGACAAGCUCAUGUUUGCCCUUCGGUUGGCUCAAAUUUAUGUGGAAUUGAACAAGGGUGUCGAAGGUCUCCCAAGUCAAGCAGAAUUGGACGUGUUUUUUGGACGAUUGGGGCCACCCACCAAGGUAUCGUUGCCGGAGUUUGCUGUUGCUGAAGAAACUGUUGAUCGCCUGGGGCGGCUGGCCAGUUCGUCGGCGUUUGCACCUUCGCUGCUGGCUCAUCUGGAGCCGCACAAAGACUUGUGGGAAACGUUCUUGAACCACACGACACCUGAACUGCAUGUUCCUGUGCAAUGGGACGGGGACAGCUCCUCGGAGCCAUCGGCUGCCUUCCGUGACCUCUGCCUCGUUUCCACCACCCGACCGGAUCGUUUGCCAUUUGCUGCGGAGAAAUAUAUUGUCCACGUGUUCGACGACCCAUCCUUCCCAUGGCGUGGCGAUGUCGAGUUCCGCCACGAAGUCGAGUUUGAAACGGAGAGUUCUCGAGGUAUCUUGCUCUGCUCAAAACCUGGGUUCGACGCGAGCUCUCGCGUGGACGAACUUGCAUCAAUCUUGAACAAGAAAUUGUCGUCCGUCGCGAUGGGAUCAGCCGAAGGCUUUGACGUAGCCGAGAAGGCGCUCAACACGGCUAUCAAGCAAGGCACGUGGCUCUUGCUUCGAAACGUCCACCUGUGUCCGUCCUGGUUGCUAACUGUGGAGAAGAAACUGUACAGUGUUCGGGAGUCGAGCCACAAGGACUUUCGCCUGUUUCUCACGAGCGAAAUUCACCCCCAGCUGCCUGUCAACCUGUUGCGGCUGUGCGAUGUAUAUGUGUUUGAACCCCCGAGCGGCGUCAAAGCCAGCAUGCAACGAUCCCUCGAAGACUUGUCCAGCGACCGCAUCAAUAGAGGCCCGACGGAACGAGGCCGCCUCUUUCUCCUCCUCGCGUGGUUCCAUGCGAUUGUGCAAGAACGGCUGCGUUACGUCCCGAUCGGGUGGUCCAAGGCGUACGAAUUUUCCCAGAGCGACUUCCGCGGGGCGUGUGACGUGCUCGACCUCUGGGUGGACAGCAUUGGUCAUGGCCGCGCUCACAUUUCGCCCGACGCGAUUCCAUGGACCGCGAUCAAAGUGAUCUUGAAGGAGUCGUUGUAUGGCGGUCGCGUCGACAAUAAGUAUGACCAGCAGCUCAUGGAUACGCUGUUGGACAACGUGUUCAAUUCGGACAGCUACGAGAACAACUUUCACCUGGUAAAGCCUCAUGGCGGUGACAACGGGCUCGUGAUCACCCAAGGCAAGACGAAAGAGCAGUUUUCGGAAUGGAUCGCAAGCCUCUCCAAUUCGAAUUCGCCCGUGUGGCUUGGACUGCCCACGUCGGUCGAGAGGAUGAUUGUCAUAAACGAGGGCCACCGUACGCUGCGCCAUCUUCAACAGUUGCAGGAUGGUAUUGACAGCAUUGACGAGGGCGACGACGAAGGGACAUCCUCCAUGACGUUUGGCAACAGUGCCGCCGGUGAUUCCCGCCCUGCUUGGAUUCAAGCUCUCCAUCGAAAGGUCCAGACGUGGCUCAGUCAACUGCCCACAGAUCCGAUUACCGUCAAAGAAGCUGCUUUUAGCAACCCGAUCUAUCGUUGCUUACACCGUGAGAUGGAUCUGGGCAACAAAUUGCUCGCCACCAUCACGACCCUGCUCCAUGACAUUGAGAAGGUCUGCACUAAUUCGGUCAAACCCACGAACGCCGUGCGCGAAGCGAUGCGGACGCUGCACCAAGAUUACUUGCCCGUCGACUGGCUCAACAUGUACCCCGUCCCAAGAGACAUCACGCUGCAUGAAUGGUUGGACGAUUUUGCCAAGCGGCUCGCCCAACUUCGUCAGUUGACGUCGCUGCCAUUGCAAGACGUGCUAUCUCAUGGUGUUUGGGUGGGUGGGUUUUUCUCGCCCGAGGCCUUUCUCACUGCCACUCGUCAAGUUGUAUCGCGGGAGAUGCAGUGCUCGCUGGACGAGUUGGAACUCGUUGCGUCCAUUACCAAGACCCACGGCGGAAGCUUUGCCGUCUCGGGCUUCCACUUGGAAGGCAUGGCAUGGACAAAUGCAACGGACGGGUUCGCGACAACGGAUGCUCUCGAAUCGCCGCUUCCUGCUUUGUACCUGUGCUGGCGCCACUCAAAGGACACGGCAACGUCGCCGUCGUCGCGCAAAUUACCCGUCUACUUGAACGCCCAACGCCUCGUGAUUCUGUUCGAAGUGUCGGUGGACAUUCCGCCGUCGGACACAACGCCGCCCCAUGUCUGGUCCGAACGCGCCGUCGCGUUCACUGCAUGGAAGCUCCAAGCCUAA